AUGACUAUCGGGGAUUUCUCCGACUUUGACAAGGCUGAAUAUACACAUCGUAUAUCCUACUACGAGACAGACCGACUCCGUAAGCAGGAGAUCGUCAAAACCCGUCAGAUUACAGCUGGGAUAAUCAGUUCCCACAUCGGGGGCUGGGGCGCCGUCGCAUCCUCUGGAGGCACCCUCGUGCUCAGUGCGAUCGCAAUCCGUCGUGUUCACGUAGCAGAGUCGAAGCUGAAACUCAUCCGUGCAGAGCUUAAGAAACGAGAUAUCUUGAUUCCCUUGAGAGCAUGCGCUGCGGGAAUGGGCGUUGGACUGUUUCCAAGUGACUCUAUCGCACAUGCGUUCUGUAUGAAUCCUGGUGAUUCCAUCGGCGGCGUAGCGCAUGGGGCUACACAACAACUCCACGAGAUGGGCCACGCCAUAAUGAGCCUGGAUAACGGGAGUUCAGCAGCUCAAAAUCUUGCGAGGGUCGCCAUAUCGGUUCCUCAGACGUCUGUUGAAGAGGCUGUCGGAUUUCAUACUGGUAUGGUUGCAAUGCAGGCUACCGAGAGGGGUCUUGCUAGCGUGGCGUCUAGCAGCCUGGCAACGCAGGGCAUGAAAGCCAUGACUGGUGAUGCUGAUCAGAUGGGUUCCGCGCAGAGCGCUCGGUACUAUUAA
This is a messenger RNA of Fusarium fujikuroi IMI 58289, 651 nucleotides long. RefSeq lists its product as uncharacterized. The coding region runs from base 1 to 651 and encodes 216 amino acids. The transcript has 2 exons. The record is from RefSeq and is a predicted model, not a curated record. Lineage: Eukaryota; Fungi; Ascomycota; Sordariomycetes; Hypocreales; Nectriaceae.